Messenger RNA from Branchiostoma belcheri (Belcher's lancelet), 1541 nucleotides. Its product is annotated as collagen alpha-1(XIV) chain-like. The coding region runs from base 23 to 961 and encodes 312 amino acids. The record is from RefSeq and is a predicted model, not a curated record. NCBI's taxonomy places the organism in Eukaryota, Metazoa, Chordata, Leptocardii, Amphioxiformes, Branchiostomatidae. The transcript is spliced from 6 exons.
AGGCAGGUCAGCCAUAACACUGAUGAGUCCAUCCGUAGAAAUGCCAAUCGUCGGAUCAGUAUGGGGGGAAUUCUGUUUGGAAGGACUGACUCCUGUUAUGGAACUCCUUGGCUACAAAGCUGGCAUCGAAGAAAUCAUUGCGGGAGUGGAGGUUGGCGUUGGUGACUUCCAGAAGGAUUUGAAAAAGUCGAUCCCAAUACCCGGAAUAAUUAAAGGCGAACAGAAAUUUGGGGAGUGUGGACAAAACCCCCCUGUAAAUCCACCACCGCCAACUAGGGCACCACCACCAACCCCUGAUAAACCAACAACAACCCCUGAUAAACCAACAACAACCCCUGAUAAACCAACGACAAUUCCUGAUGCUCAAACAACAACCCCUGAAGCUCCAACGACCACCCCUGAUGAACCGUGCACCAUUGAACUGGUUUUUCUUCUUGACGGAUCCUGGAGUAUCGGGCCAAUCAAUUUUGAAGAGAUGAAAGAGUACAUUCGUGAUGUCAUUGCCUGCCUAGAUAGCACGAAUACUAAGGUUUCCGUUAUUCGUUACGAUGAGAAGCCAAUGACAUACAUCACAUUGGGCGGGUACACCAGCAUCACACAUCUGCAGUACCUCAUCAUGUACGUCAGCUUCCAAGGCUCUCUCACAAAGACCGGCCAUGCAAUCCGAUACAUGGCGACCGUGGUUCCAUUCGACUCUUCUGUGCACAAAGCAGCUGUCGUCGUAACUGAUGGAAGGUCACAGGCUGAUGUCCAUGGGAAGAAACAAGAUGGCUACGCGGAAAGUGCCAGUGAAGCAAGGAAUGCCGGGAUUGAGCUGUUUUGCAUCGCCGCCGGUAUAGAUGUCUUCAUUAACUACGACGAGCUCAACAUCAUCACGGACAACCCUGCAAGGGUGGUGUACUGGAAGCAGAUGGACCCGUGCGAGUUUGCAGUGCUGCUGCUGACCGAAUUAUGUGGCUAAUGCAGUGCUCAUGAGGCCUACUACUUUCCAGUUUGGCGGCAUUCUAAAAGUUGCUUUGUUAGAUACGCAGCUAGAAAGGUAAAAAUACACCAUUGAAUGUACAAACGGUGAGUAGAAACAUGACUUGCCUGGUGGCCAAAUAGUCUAAUAAGGUAACUCACUUAAGUUUGAGUUUACUUAAUCAACUCACAGUGGAUGCGAUGGCUUGAGCUGCAGCUGUAUAUGAAUUAAAUACAUAAUAAGUUAUUACGUGCUAUAAAUCAUUCAUAUAUCAUAAGCGCAUGCCUAUACUUGCAGGCACCCUCUAAUAAACGACUGAAAUACGUUUUAAAAUUAUUAGCGACCAACAUUGGCAUAUAAUGAAAUUGUAAGUGACUCUUAGUAACUUUGGCAUAUCGAUAAAAGCACAUUGUGAAAUUUACCUUUAAUUAAUUUACAAAACAAUGCCAUUUAUCUACAAUUAAAAGACAUGAUGAUUCUGUUAAGUUACUAACUAACGUUAAUACUUAAGAAUGCUGAUACACAUUCUUAGAGAAUCACAUGUGCAUAUCUUAAUCAGCAUUAGUUACAAUUAAAAUUA